Manduca sexta (tobacco hornworm) is the source of this 1550-nucleotide messenger RNA. RefSeq names its product inactive peptidyl-prolyl cis-trans isomerase shutdown. Bases 193 to 1524 code for a protein of 443 amino acids. NCBI's taxonomy places the organism in Eukaryota, Metazoa, Arthropoda, Insecta, Lepidoptera, Sphingidae. The transcript is spliced from 4 exons. The record is from RefSeq and is a predicted model, not a curated record. Gene Ontology annotation, molecular function: peptidyl-prolyl cis-trans isomerase activity; protein binding.
ACGUAAGGCUAGGCAGUAUGGUCGAAAUGCUAGUUUCUAAGGACGAAUUAAAAAAAAGAAAUCGUAUGUGUAUGUAUGUAUCUUUAUAUUUUUUUACAUACGAUUAACGUAAUGGUUAUAUUUUCUUUGCAUACAAUAUACUCUAAUUGAUAUUUUAAUGAAACUGUGAAGUGGACAUGGUCAUCGGUGAUAAUGGAUAGGUCACCAUCAAUUACUUUAGAAACCGGCUUAGAUUUGAGGCAGGUUACCUCUACGGGAUCAAUACUCCAUAUAAGUCAAAAUGAGGAUGAUUUUUUAUGUACAGAACCAGAAGAGAAUAAAUUUAUACCUAUUGACUUUACUUUUGGAGAGCCUGUAAAUAAUUUUGAACUUUUUGAAAAAUCUUUAACCGCUGUUGAUAAUAAUGGAUAUGUUAAGAAGAAAGUUUUAGAAGAGGGAGGAGGACUACCUUUCUAUGAAGGUCAAACUGUUACAGUUAUGUUUGCAGGAUAUUGGGAAAAUGAAUUAGAACCUUUUGACUCUACUGCUGUGAAUAAGCCUAUGCAUGUGGACCUAAAUGAUAAUGGUUUAUUGCCUGGACUCCAGAUAGCUAUCAAGUCCAUGUUAGUUGGAGAAACAUCUGUGUUCCUUCUUUCAUACAAGGUUAUGUAUGGUGAGAUGGGUAUACCGCCUAGAAUAAAACCAAAAUCUGACUGUGUGUUCUACCUAAAGGCAGUAAAAUGUAUUAUUACACCAAAAGAAGGUCUAUUAAAUAUUUCAGAGCGAAAUAUGUUCCAUCGGGUUCAUGAUGAAGUAAGAAUGCUCUAUAGUUCUGGGUAUACAUUGUACAAAAUAUCAAACUAUUAUGGAGCUGUUAAAUUGUUUAACAAAGCUGUUAACAUGCUUCAUAAAUGUCGGCUGGCUGAUGAGAAAGAAGAGGAGAAACAGGAAAAAUUACUCAAAAAAUUAUACCUUAACAUAGCUAUAUGUAGUAAUAAAAUUAAGAAACCUUUGAAAACUUGUAUAGCCUGUAAUGAAUUGAAUAGACUUAACAAUCUCUGGAACAAUGCUAAGGCUCUAUUGCAGAAUGCUAGGGCUCUAAGAAUGAUAGGAGAAUUUGAUGAAGCUGAGAAAAAGCUUAAGAGAUCACUAAAGUUAUGUCCUGAUGGGGAAGAGGUAAAAAAAGAAUUUACAGUAUUACAAAAAAAUAGAGAUGCAUGUAACCAAAACAAACUUCUUGCAAAACAAUUAGUUGGAGCAGCAUCUAAUGUGCCCAGUGAACAAUUUAAAAAAGAAGUAGAUAAUUUAAUAACUAAUUUUAAGGAGAGUGAUGAUUUAUGUAAAUUAACUUUGCCUGGAGAUUUGAACUCUGCUGAAAUGGAGUAUAUACGAGAAGUUUGUAUUAGAGAAAAUUUAUUUUUCAACAAAAUUAGAGAGAAUUUUGCUUUAGACAAAGAAGAAGAGGAGACUGUAUCAGAUGUGAAGGCUAGCCAAGAUGAUUUAGAUAAAGAACUUGCAUUGUACUGUACUAAUGUAAGCCACUGAUUAAAUAAAAUUUACACAGAAGUUAA